Erythranthe guttata (spotted monkey flower) is the source of this 3919-nucleotide messenger RNA. RefSeq lists its product as uncharacterized. NCBI's taxonomy places the organism in Eukaryota, Viridiplantae, Streptophyta, Magnoliopsida, Lamiales, Phrymaceae. Gene Ontology annotation, cellular component: membrane. The record is from RefSeq and is a predicted model, not a curated record.
AGUCUUUCGUCCUCGGAGGGCCGACGCCAUUCAUUCGUUGUUUAUCAGGUGUGUUCAUUUGUGUACCAGCAUACAUUAUUUUGGGCAAAAAUCCAAAGCCCUAAAAGUUGAAGAAAUUUUAGAGAGAGAAAAUAAAUUUUAAAUGUUUACAGUAGAUGGUGGUUUCCAUCUCUAAAAAAUGGCGUCUCGAACCCUAAUGAUCAAAGCUCUCAAGCAGCAGCUCCUCCGGAGGCUGUUUUUCUCUACCAUGGAUUUGUGCCUUGUGGUGGUUCUGUUAUCUGCUAUUUCCAUUCUUGUUACAUGCAAGCAGUGUUCGGUAAAAGAAGUGCAAAACCAGUUAGCAUUUCAGGUGUCCAGGUCAUAUAGGAGCAAUUUGGAGAACUCGUCGGACAUAUCUAAUGAUAUCGUUGGCUCAGAAUCGGUGGCAAGGCAUUCUGUUGGGCAACACAGUCUUGAAAAUGUAUGUCCGCCUUCGAAUUCGUUUUGUUUCCCAUCAACAUUGUCUGGGUUAGUAGACACUGAAAUUAGUGCUGAAUCAGAGGCGCCAGAUUCUUAUGGGGUUCAUUCAUCUGAAUUAAAGCACAAUCUAAGCUGGGCAGCUCAGCAUAGUGGGAAGAUUAUCUCGUGUUCUUUGUACCUGCAAGAUGGUUUUACUGAUCAAAGAAGUGAUGUUUCUUCUUGUGUAAGCCCAUCAUUUGACAGAAGGACUUCAAAAUUGGUGGAGAAUAUCGAGACUGUCAAAGUUGGCUUUUCGGAUGGAUUUUCCACUCCACCUGUGGAAAUAAAACCAUCUCUGCUGGAUUGGGGCCAUAAGAAUAUGUAUAAUCCUUCCGUAGCCUUUUUAUCAGUGAAGAAUGUAGACGUUGAUAGUGUUUUGAGUGUCUACGAUCCGUAUAGCAGCAACUCACAGUUUUAUCCCUGCAAUUUUAGUGAAAUAUCGUUGGCUCCUGGACAAGCUGCAUCGUUAUGUUUCGUCUUUUUCCCUACACAGCUUGGCUUAUCCUCGGCUCAACUAGUUUUGCAGACAAGUUUCGGUGGGUUCUUGAUUCAGGUCAAAGGCUUUGCUGUUGAGUCACCUUAUUUGAUAAAGCCUCUAAGUGGUCUCGAUAUUUCAUCCAAUGGGAGGUGGAGAAAGAAUUUGUCCUUGUUUAAUCCUUUCGAUGAAGCCCUUUACGUGGAGGAAAUAACUGCUUGGAUAUCCACUUCCUCCGGAAAUACGUCCCGCUCGUCGAAAUCUAUUUGCCAUACUCACACUAUUGAAGAUACCAGCAACUACAAUAUGUUGAGUGCUAAAGAUUGGUUUGUCGUGGAAAGAGCUGAAGCUGGUAGACCACAAAUUUCAUUGAGGCCAAAAAAGAAUUGGGAGAUUGGUCCUAAAAAGACAGAGACGGUUGUGGAGUUAGAUAUUUCGGACCAGUAUGAAGGGAAAGUUGCUGCAGCUUUCUGUAUGCGAUUGCUUAGAUCUCUGACCAGUGAUAUUGAUACUGUAAUGGUACCUCUCGAGGCUGAACUGCAUCCAAACAGUGCUCCAGAUACAGGGCAAGUUUCCUUAUCUAUUGAGGCCUUAGUUCCAUGCAGUACAAGUGGAUCAAUUAAUGUUGCGUUGUUUGUCCGAAAUGAUGGCCCAUAUCUGUUGAGUGUUAUCAAAGUGGCCCAAAUAGGGGAACAUAUAGAGACGUUUCGAAUCAAGUCUGUUGAAGGACUCGUUCUUUUCCCCGGUACAGUCACCCAAGUUGCUUCUUUCGAUUAUGCUCAUUUGGAAACUCGUGAAGUAAGUGUGAACUGCAAAAUAAUCGUAGUGAUGAACGACACGAGUAAUCCGAUGGAAAUCCCUUGUGUUGAUGUAAUCAGUGUUUGCUCAGGGCAUCGAUUUGAUUCUUCUGUUGGAUAUACGAAGAGGGCCAAUAACGUUGAUUAUGUGAAUGGAAGACAGAGAUUUUUCAGCAGCAGUGUGCCGCCACUUUCUGAGAUCAAGGCAGUAGACACUGGAGAAGCAGAUGAAUCGAUACUGAGGAACUGGAAAUCCCAAGCCACUGUGAGCUCCAUGUCCGUUCUUGAUAAGAACGAACUACUAUUUCCAAUAGUUCUGGUCGGUAAUUAUUGUUCUCAGUGGAUAAAUGUCAAAAACCCAAGCCAAGAACCAGUUGUAAUGCAGCUCAUAUUAAACCCGGGCCAAGUAAUUGACAAGUGCAGCGAACCAGAAAAGCUCUUACAACCAUUAACAUCCAGUGUUAUGGUAGUUAAUAAAUCAUUUGCUCCUACUCGGUAUGGUUUCUCAAUAGGAAAAAAUGCAGUGACCGAAGCUUUUAUACAUCCAUAUGGGAGUGCAAUUCUCGGCCCAAUCCUCUUUCAGCCCUCGAAUAGAUGCGAAUGGAGAAGCUCGGUGCUAAUUAGGAAUAACAUAUCUGGUGUAGAGUGGUUAUCUCUUAGAGGAUUUGGGGGCUCACUUUCGUUAGCAUUGCACGAGGGUUAUGAUCCUGUGCAGAGUUUGGAAUUUAAUUUGAAUUUAUCGAAUAGGUUAAAUUUUUCUUCUCCGCGCAAAACUCAGUCUUGUUCUCAGCCCUUGAAAAAAGAGGUUUAUGCCAAGAACACGGGUGACCUUCCUUUAGAGGUCUUACGAAUCGAGGUUUCAGGGGUAAGAUGUGGCUUGGAUGGGUUUAUUGUGCGUAAUUGUACUGGGUUUUCUCUUCAACCUGGAGAAUCUGCGAGGCUUUACAUAUCGUACCAGACUGAUUUUUCAGCAGAGACAGUCCAGAGGGACCUCGAACUGACUUUGGCGAGUGGCGUUCUUGUCAUUCCAAUGAAAGCGAGUAUACCGAUGUGUUUGCUCCACUCAUGCAAAAAAAUAAUGUUCUGGAUGAGGGUGAAGAAAGCUACGGUAGGGUUGUUUUUUGCGGCUUCUUUGCUGUGUUUAGUGGUUUUUUUCGUGCUUCCACAUGUGGCAGCAUUUGCACAUGAUCAAGAACUAAAAAAUAGGGAAAACCCUGUUUCGCCCUUGAUCCAUUUGCUGAAUUCUCUGCAUACGCGUUUUAAUUGGAAAAAGAUUGGUCCCCAAAUGAAGGGUUUUGUAAAAUCAAGUGCUGAUGUGGAUCCAUCUUCAGAACAUGAGAAGCAGACUAAGUCCCUAUUGGAUAAACAGCCACAAACCAGAUUAGCAUCAGUUGAGAACUUGGAUACGCAAGAAAAAUUAGAGUCGCAAAAUCUGAAGGUUAAAGUUGGAAAAGAGAAGGGAAAAAGGCAGAGGAAAAAGAAGAAUAGUGGCGCCCCAGCAUUACUCUUUGAAGUUUCAAGCAGUCAGAGCGGCAAUUCUACCCCGUCAUCACCUUUGUCACCUGUGACAUCACCACCACCAAAACGACCAUGGCCGCUAUCACCUGUGGAAGCUAAAAGCCCAUUUUCUCAGAAAACUGAUAAAAGUAAAUGCUCUCCUAAAGUGAAUAUCUUGGAUAACGAGGUUCGUUCGAAUUGUGCACCAGAGAAGCCUAGUUUGACCAAGAAAGUGGCUGGCAAAGCUGUUCUGUUACCUUCUGCAACUUUUCCUAGUGCUGUUAGAGCGGUCCCUGCUUGGAAGUGCAAUUCUCCGUUUUUGGCUCCGAAAUCUACUAUUGCUCCUCAUGCACGAGCUCCAGGGAAAAAGGUUCAGAGCCCAAAAACCGGUGGAACUGAGGAAAAAAUGGCUGUUGUUGAGCAGAAAUAUACUUAUGAUAUUUGGGGUGAUCAUCUCUUUGGGCUUCCUUUGGCUUCCCAGUCAAAAGAGGUACCUAGUAAACCUUUGUCUUGCAUUGAGAAUGAUUACGAGAGCUUCUUUGUAAGGGGCCCGCAAACCCUAAUGAAAAAUUCUCUGCUGCUACCUCCAGUCUCUGAUGUGGAGAGUAAUGAAUAAAUAAGUUCUGCAUAAAUCUUCGUGCAGUUUCGCCAU